Molecule: messenger RNA, 1348 nt
Organism: Capsaspora owczarzaki ATCC 30864
Lineage: Eukaryota; Filasterea; Ministeriida; Capsasporidae
Exons: 3
Coding region: 90-1220 (376 amino acids)
Molecular function (GO): nucleic acid binding
Source: RefSeq, a predicted model, not a curated record
UUCUCAUUCAGCAGUUCACUCCUUUUCAUUUACCAUCUCUCUCAGACCAACCCUCUCAGACCUUCGUUUCAGCGCUGCAUUCAAUUUCUAUGGCGUCGAGUGGCACGGUUACCCCAACGUCCGAGACGUCGGACUCGUUUGUGAUGGUCCACUCUGAGACUGUCCAACCACGCAGCAACAACACGGCCACGCGAGCUGGUGCUGGUGCUGGUGCUGGUGCGCCAUUGCAGCUGUCGUUGCAGACGCUGUCGGCGCUUGACGCCACCACGUCCCCAGCACGCGUCCCCGUCGAGCUCGCCCCCAAGCAAUCCAGCAGCAAGAAGGCGGCGGCGUCGUCGUCGUCGUCGUCCAAGGCGCGCAAGGGCAACGCAUCAUCGCCCGCGGCCAUGGCGUUGUCGGUCGAGCAGGCAUUGCUCAAUCAGCAGCUGAUUGCGUCACAGUCUCCUGCUCCUCCUGGCGCCGACCUGAUGAGCGAGCCUCCGCACUCGCCGUCGUCGGUCGCGUCGUCCACAGCUGCGUCGUCGCUCUUCUCGCUGCUUUCGGCAAUGAGCAGCAACGGCACAUCCGCUGGGACGGGCGUGCACAGCUACAAGGCGCCCAGCAUCAUGUCGACCCGUCCGCUGCUUCCCGACGGCAAGUACCGUCCCGGGCGCACCAUCAGCCGACGCGGCCAGCGCUACGAGAAUGCACAAUUCCUGCUGCAAGGACGAGUGGACGCUGUAGACCUCAAGUACUUGGACGCGCCGACUCCGACGCAGUUUGAAUGGCUCUUGCAAGACGAGCAGCGAUUGCAGCACUGGCUCGACUUUGUUGCCCAACCCGAAGAGGCGCAGUUGCGAGCACUCCGCCCUGCUCAAUUGUCGGAUCACUCUUCCAAGGCCACCAACUCGACCAUUCCGCCCACAUCGGACCCCGUCAAGUGCUUCAAUCGCAUCGAUCGUCGAGUUCGUGAGAUGCUGCACAAGACGAAUGUGCCCAAGGGUGCUCUUGAUCACAUGGAACGGGAACUCCGCGACUCGUUCGCCGUGUCGCCAUCGCCGGUACUCGUAUGGGCACUGGAAAGCAGCCACGCUCGCUUGCUUGCUCACGCGCUCUGCCAGUUUUAUGGAUUGCAGUCGCGCAGCGAGGACGUUGACGGCACCCGCAAGACGUUUAUUGAAAACCCACAUGACUGCUUUGUCCACCCACGGCGAAUGCUGUCAGAAGUCCUCAGCUUGUAGAUAGAAAAACAAAAUGCAUCGCGAGAUGGUGUUUGCCGCCUGUUUGCGGUGAUUUGUGGUGUUUCGAUGUUACUCUUGUAUCACGGCUAGAAAGUAAAGUAUUGCAUUCAUAUUACAAACAAUUUCCG